This is a messenger RNA of Paramecium octaurelia, 1006 nucleotides long. The record is from the annotation of a GenBank genome assembly. NCBI's taxonomy places the organism in Eukaryota, Ciliophora, Oligohymenophorea, Peniculida, Parameciidae.
AUGGCAUAAAAUCCUGCCAUCAUCGAAGUGGCUGAGAAUCCUGAGGAAAUCAAAAAGAAGAUCAAAGCCUUGCCAUUGAAGGAGAAGUUGAAAGCAGUGGCUUUGAAUUAUUACUUGCAAUAGAAAAAGAAGUUGGAUAUAGAAUUGGAGAAGGAAAUGAAAAAACUUUAAAUUCAAUUUGAUGAGAAGGCAGCAAAAAUAUAUAAAGCAGUAGAUAUGAUGAAAUAACAGAUAGUCAAAUGAAAUUAUUGAAGGGACGCGUUUGCUUACAGAAGAGGAAUUGAAGGAUGUUGAUUUUUAUCUGGAAGGAGAGGAAGCCACAUAGAAGAAUCAGGCUUUGACAGCUGAGCCAAUCAAUGGUUAUUGGUUUAAGGCACUGAAGAAUUCAGAUAUCAUAGCGCAAGAAAUUAAGGACAGAGAUGAUCCUAUUUUAAAAUCACUUACAAAGAUCGAAUAUGAACCUCAAGAGAAGAGUGACAAUUUUUCAUUGAAUUUUUAUUUUGCUCCAAAUGAUUACUUCAAAAACUCAGUGCUGAAGAAAAAGUUUAUAUUGAAAGGUGUAAAUUAUUGAUUAAUUUUGAAGAUGGUGAAAACCCAGUGAAAAGUGAAGGUACGAUCAUAGAGUGGAAUGAUGGUAAGAAUGUGACUCGAAAGUUGAUAAAGAAAAAACAAUUGGAGAAGAAGAGCGGUAUAGUGAAGACGAUCUCCCAGGAAGUGGAUGCAGAAAGCUUUUUCAUCUUCUUUAAACCAAUAAAUUUAGAAGACAAAGAACAAAUUGAGAAAUGGGUGUAAGAGAAUAAAUUGGAUAAAUAUGCAGAACGUAUGGAUAUCGAUUAUGAUAUUGCUCGUAUGAUUAUAGAUGAAAUCAUUCCUUAUUCGUUGGAGUAUUAUUUGGGAGUCAAAAUUAAUGAUGCCUUUGAUGAUAUUGAGGAAGUGGAUGCUGAAUCUUCAAAGGGUAGUGAUGAUGAGGAAGAAAACAAAUGAGGAAAUAUUAGAUGAAUUGAUG